Messenger RNA from Entamoeba invadens IP1, 534 nucleotides. RefSeq names its product chaperone clpB, putative. The record is from RefSeq and is a predicted model, not a curated record. Gene Ontology annotation, cellular component: cytoplasm. Gene Ontology annotation, biological process: cellular response to heat. Gene Ontology annotation, molecular function: ATP binding; ATP hydrolysis activity. Lineage: Eukaryota; Evosea; Mastigamoebida; Endamoebidae. The transcript is spliced from 2 exons. The annotation marks the transcript as partial.
ACAGCGUUGUUCUGUUCGAUGAAGUCGAAAAAGGGCGCACCAGCAAAUGGAAGAGGAAGAACAGUUGACUUCAAGAACACAGUCAUCAUCAUGACAUCAAAUCUCGGCAGCGACAUUCUCCUCAACGGCACAACAAAGGAUGGGAACCUCAAAAGUGGUGUGAAAGAAGCUGUGCUCGACAACGUCAAGAAGUUCUUCAAGCCCGAGUUCAUCAACAGACUUGACGACAUAGUAGUCUUCACACCAUUGAGACAAGAAGAGUUGCGAAAGAUCGUGAAAAUGCAGAUGAAAGACAUUGUCGCAAGAAUCAAAAAGAGCUACCCAACAUGCGACGUCGAGUUGACAGAGAAGGCAGUUGAUCAGAUCAUCACGGUCGGCUUCUCGCCACAGUAUGGAGCAAGACCAAUGAGAAGAUACCUCGAGAAGAAGAUAGUCACAGACAUCUCAGUUGCUAUCAUCAAGGGCGACUUGAAAGAAAACAAAAAGAUUGUGGUCGGUGCAAAGGAUGACGAGAUCACUGUCACCAUCCAAUAA